Solea senegalensis (Senegalese sole) is the source of this 1556-nucleotide messenger RNA. RefSeq names its product ankyrin repeat domain 9 (gene ankrd9). The coding region runs from base 46 to 873 and encodes 275 amino acids. The record is from RefSeq and is a predicted model, not a curated record. Lineage: Eukaryota; Metazoa; Chordata; Actinopteri; Pleuronectiformes; Soleidae. The transcript has a single exon.
AAGAGUGCAGUGUGCGUGUGUGUUUGUUUGACAGAGUCCACCGUGAUGCCGCGGUUGCCAUGGUUACUGGCCUCUCAGAAUGACGUCAUGUCGGAGCGUCAUUGCGAGCGGACGUCGUUCUCCUUCUACUGCGCGGUGAGGGAGGGGCUUCCCGUGUGGCUGCUGGAGGACAUGCGUGCCAUGGAAGUGUUCUGCUGGGAGGACGGGCGCCCGCGAGCGUUCCUGCCAUCGGAGGCGCUGUUGUACGCGCUGGUGCACGAUCACCAAGACUAUGCGCGUUACCUGCUCGACAGGUACUCACUGAGCGCGCUCACAGCGCCGCGCUGCAGCUUCUGCUGCGGCCACCGCAGCGGAACACCGCACCUGAACGUGGCGGUGCGUUACGACCGCGUGUCCAUCCUCGGCGCGAUGGUGGAGACGCUGAAGGACGUCGCCACAGCGACCGAGCGACAGCAGCUGCUGGAAAGCUGCGGCAGCUGCGCGCACGUUUCUGACGAGGGAAAGACGGCGGUGCGGCUGGCGCUGGAGCUGUCGCGCGCAGACUGUCUGCUACUGCUGCUGGUUCACGGGGCGCGGCCCGACGGACUCGACGCCGCGCUGCAGACGCUCGUCUCCAGCGGCGCGGCGCAGCGACGCCGCGCCCGCCGCUGCCUCGACUUGCUGCUGCUGUUUCUGCCCUAUCCUCAGCCGCCGCGCUGCGUGCGCGAGGAGCCGCAGCGCUGGCAAAGCCUGCUGGGAAACCGAGUGUUCAGUUGGCUGUGUGGUCUGGCUCCGCCCCCCCUCCUGCUGCAGGCGCUCAGGUGUCUGGUCCGGUCUGGCCCAGACCAGAUUAGCACACUGCCCAACUUCCUGCAGCCUCACAGCUGGCAGUAACAUAUGUCGCCAUGGGAACAACAACAACAACAACAACAACAACAACAACUCAGGACUGCUGUGAUACAGUGAAUCAGUGAAUACAACGCAGACUCCGGCCAAUCAGACAGCUUCAUACAGAGAAUCACUGAUUAUGUCAUUGUUUAGCCCUGAACACAGUCCGGUCCGGUCCGGUCCGGUGGUGAACACAGUCCGGUCCGGUCCGGUCCGGUGGUGAACACAGUCCGAGGGAGGAACGUUCCACCUGCUGAAGCUACAUCACGCUAAACACACAGAUGCUAAAGGUUAAAGGUGAAAGUCAUGUGACUGACUGAUGAUACUGACCUCACUUUAAAGUGAAUGGAACUGUGGGCGUGUCAGAAUACAAGGCCACCUCCCACCAUCUGAUGUCAUGAUUGUAUUUAUUCAUGUGCAGUUUAUUGACUUUACUUCAUCAGAGUAAAGAUCCAUCGCCCUGAUCAUAUUGAUCAUCAUUGACAGAUCAAUGAAUGUGAUCAGUUUUACAAACCAUCAUUGAACCAUCACUUUAUUGAUCUGUUUAUUUAUUGGAGCCAGUGAUGUCAGAGAUUGUGGGAGGAGCUACCACAGGAAACGAAGCAUCAAUGUCGUCGCUGUUGCUUGUUUUUAUUUUCAAACCUGAACAAAAUGAUUGUGAUUAAUAAACGAUCAAUAAUGUUUUAAAA